Molecule: messenger RNA, 2997 nt
Organism: Corythoichthys intestinalis (scribbled pipefish)
Lineage: Eukaryota; Metazoa; Chordata; Actinopteri; Syngnathiformes; Syngnathidae
Product: adhesion G protein-coupled receptor E1-like
Exons: 23
Coding region: 1-2934 (977 amino acids)
Biological process (GO): adenylate cyclase-activating G protein-coupled receptor signaling pathway; cell surface receptor signaling pathway
Cellular component (GO): plasma membrane
Molecular function (GO): G protein-coupled receptor activity; calcium ion binding
Source: RefSeq, a predicted model, not a curated record
AUGAACUGCUGUGCCUUAACACUUCUCCUGGGAUCAUUCUUCAUCAUUGGACAUUGUGCUUAUCCUCCUGGAUCUUGUGACAACUACGUAAAUGUUACCGAACCGUUUCGCAAUAUUGCCUUUUCAUCUAAUUCCUUCCCUGGCUUCCCAAUUGAAGAUGGCCACCUUGGAACUCAGUGGUCACGAUUCACUGGGAUUGGUGGGGAUAAAAUGAUUGGAGGCUGCAUAUCAGGACCUCGCGGUGGUUUUCAAUUCCCUUUUCAUUUAACAUUUGCCUACCCUACUGAGCAAUCUGUCACAGCAACGAUAGGGACUGCAUAUGCUCAUAAUGGAGGUUGUAAUAGCUAUGCCAUUGACAUGGAAUUGGUGCUCUGUCCAGGAGAAUUCUACAUACAUAAACCAAGAAGUUACCCAGGUGGUGGUUAUGGAAUUAUAACCUACCAUUCUGUGUGUAAAAAUGAUUCUUGUGGACCACUUGCUCAGUGUAACAGUGAUGGAGGGUGCACUUGUGUCACUGGGUAUGAAUUACUCCCAAGUCAUCUGCCGAGAAAUAAUUCUUAUGGUUGUACCGAUAUAGACGAGUGUACGGCAAAUCCAGGUGUUUGUGGAAGUAAUUCUGAUUGUAACAACACAGUUGGAGCGUAUAAUUGUAGCUGUCUGGUUGGGUUCAUUGCUAAAAACAAAGAACAGCCGCCUGGAAACAACAAUGAAUGCACAGAUAUCGACGAGUGUCUUGAACACCCAUGUGGUGAUAAUGGGGCAUGCGAGAAUACGGCAGGAAGUUAUGAUUGUCAAUGCAAUGAAGGUUACCAAAAUGUGGAGGACGCCAUUCCAAUUUGCCAAGAUAUUGAUGAAUGUUUGGAUUCUAUGCUCUGUGGUCCGCACUCUGAAUGUAUCAACACACCUGGUCUUUAUACCUGCGAAUGCCAAGUGGGCUUUUCUCCAACUGAACCGGACCAGCCACCCGAUGACACAAACAACUGUCUUGAUAAUGACGAGUGUAACGAAGAUGCAACAAUUUGUGGUCCUCAUUCCAACUGCACAAACUCAGUGGGAUCAUAUAUUUGCACUUGCUUCAAUGGAUACCGGCUGAAUAACCCAGAAGUCAUUGCCAGCAAUACCAACCCUUGCUCAGAUAUAGAUGAGUGUAGUGAGGUGCCUGAUAUAUGUGGUUAUCAAACAGUCUGUACUAAUGCACCUGGAACAUUCUAUUGUUCCUGCCCGGAUGGUUUUUACCCUUCAACUGGGAUUUUAUGGAUUGUUGGGGUCUCUUUUUGCAAAAAUCUUCAGGAUAUUCUCAAUGAAAUACAUCCUCCAGCGGGCUGGACAAAAGAGAGAAUGUUUCUUGACAAUAUGGACCAACAACUUCUAAACAAUACAGAAAUCCUUUUACCUGUGCCAACAGUGGCAAACAGCUUUUCAGCAUCUAUGGAGGUGUCGGGUGUUGGACCACGGGCUGAAAAAAUCAAGGUGAGCAGUGAAGGAGAUGGAGAAACAGGAAGUAAGAUUCUUGCCAUUUCAGACCGCCUUAUAAGUGCCAUGGUGUCACCGAAUCAGAAUGAAACAACAAUUACCUUGAACAGUUCAACAGUGGCGUUUACUCUAGAGACUUUUGUGCCUGGGAGUAGUGAUGAAAGUGACUCUCAUCUCUUCGUGAAUGGAAACAUCAUGGACAUUAACCUCAAAAGUCUGGCUGGAAACAACAAUGGUUCAGUUGCAGUGGCCUUUAUGACACUGACAGGUAUGGAGAGUCUCCUCAGUCAUCAAUACUUUGAAACUGAGAACAGAACGGAGAUGUACUCGGAUGUUAUCACUGCAGUCUUACCCUCAGUGAACAACACGAACCUCACCGAACCUGUCAACUUCACUAUUCAACACAAAAGGCUCCUACCUGAAUCUGGUUUGGUGACUUGUGUGUACUGGGAAGGCAAAACAGAAAAGAUGGACAAUGAAGGAACUGAAACCAUGAAAUGGUCAGUCAAUGGAUGUUGGGUUGCACACUCGAAUGAGAACUUCACUGUGUGUAGCUGCUCUCAUCUCUCCACAUUUGCCCUUAUCCUUCAAAUUGGCGAGCCUCAACCAGAGGAUGAUUUUUUAGAGUGGCUGAACAGGAUUUGCGUCAUUGUUGGACUCUUCUUCUUCGCUUUGGCCAUCCUCACCUUUCUUCUAUGUAGCUGGAAUGCCAAAAUCAACAACACAGCACGUCUUCAUCUGUGUAUCAGCCUUUCUUUUUCCCAUCUCCUGCUGUUGUGGAAUGACAGAUAUGUUGAAGAUGAGCUGGCUUGCACCGUCAUAGCUGGACUCCUUCACUUUUUUGUAGUUGCAAGCUUUGUGUGGAUGUUGUUGGAGGCCUUGCAGCUUUACCUGCUCAUCCGGAAACUCUCCAGAGUGCAGGUGAUCCAAAGAGAUGGUCUUCCUAGGCUCUUCCUCUACUUGAUUGGCUACGGUGUUCCGUUUGUGAUUGUGGGUGUUUCUGCACUGGUGUACUCUGAUGGAUAUGGAGCCACAAAUUCAAAAGACUGCUGGCUGUCGCAAAAGCAAAACUUUAGGUGGGCUGCAUCAGGGCCAAUUAUUGCUGUUCUUGCACUUAACAUCAUCUUGUUUUGUGCAACUUUAUGGAGUCUGAGACCUACUUUGACUGACAUGAGAAGUGAUGUUUCUCAAUCCAGAGACACAAGGUUGAUUAUUUUUAAAAUUGUGGCCCAGUUUGCCAUUUUGGGCUGUGCUUGGAUUAUUGGGCUAUACCAGAGCAACCUUUUCUUCCAUGUCCUCUUCAUACUUCUGAACUCCCAGCAAGGAACCUUGCUGUACAUUGUACACUGUGUGCUCAACAAAGAGGUUAGGGAGGAAUACAGGAAAUGGUUGUCAUGUUUAUGUAACAAGAUACAAGAAGAUAUGGGAGAUGUACAGUCAGUGGCAGAGGAUUUAGGGUGAGGAGGAAAGACACUGCGUUAAAGACUGAAGACUUGGACUAUGUAUAGCACCGUAUAAUUCAAC